GGGGCUGGUCUUGCUGCAGAGCAUCGGGUCUUUAAGACCCAGUGGAGUCCAGCAUCUGGGCUGAAGCCGCUGUGCCAUCUGGAGAGUGUUUCAGUCAGACUCACUCUGAGAAUUACACGGGAGGAUCUGACGGACCACCUGGAAUUACAACCACAUCUUGACUGCAGACAUGUCCGGCAAAACCGCCUGCCUCGUGCUUCUCUGUCUACCCGUGCUGCUUCAGGGCCAGUAUUCUGACCAGUACGCCCUACAGCCACCUUUUCAGGAUCAGUACGGACAGUCUCCGAUACCUCCGACUGAUUAUAACCCAGACUUUGAUUACACAGACACACAGUUCGAGACAGAACCAACGGAGCCUGGGCCUCUUGACUGCAGGGAGGAGCAGUAUCCGUGCACCAGGCUCUAUUCUGUCCACAAACCCUGCAAGCAGUGCCUCAAGAACCUCUGUUUUUACAGCCUCCGCAGAGUCUACGUGGUCAACAAGGAAGUUUGCGUCCGCACCAUCUGUGCUCACGAAGAGCUACUGAGAGCCGACCUGUGCCGAGAUAAAUAUUCAAAGUGUGGCGUGAUGGCCAACAGCGGGCUGUGCGGGCAGAUGGCCUCGUCGUGUGUCAGGAGCUGCGGCUCCUGCUGAGACAGAGGAGGGGGACGGGCGAGAGGACCCCCCAUGGUGCCGGGGUCCAGGAGACGAAUCUCCACAUAUAUCAAUAAUACGCAACAAGUAAUUUUAGAGGAAUCAUUUUCAUAUUUUUCUGUAACUCACGACGGUGCUAAGAGAUGUUUUUUUUUGUAUAAACCUCACGAUUUAAAGUCCG
Molecule: messenger RNA, 815 nt
Organism: Amblyraja radiata (thorny skate)
Lineage: Eukaryota; Metazoa; Chordata; Chondrichthyes; Rajiformes; Rajidae
Gene: mfap2
Product: microfibril associated protein 2
Exons: 8
Coding region: 170-634 (154 amino acids)
Biological process (GO): embryonic eye morphogenesis
Cellular component (GO): microfibril
Source: RefSeq, a predicted model, not a curated record